GCAGUCCUAUGGGCGCAGGCGCACUACCGCCCUUUUCUCGUCUCGCGUGCGCCGCUCUCGCGUGGCCUUCAAGAUGGCGUCCUUCUGUGAGGAGUUCGUGUUAUGCUCUUUGGCGGGAGCCGGGGUCCCCUCUCAGGGGCCGCUGGGCCUGGAGCAAGAUGGGGACCGGGUGCUGCUCACGGACCGAGGCCGGACGGUGACGCUGUAUAAGGUUUCAGAUAAAAAACCACUGGGUUGCUGGUCAGUCAAACAAGGUCAAACAAUUACAUGUCCUGCUGUGUGCAAUGCUGAAACAGGAGAGUUCCUUAUUGUCCAUGAUGAUAAGGUUUUACAGAUAUGGAAGGAAGAUGACAGUAACUUGGAUAAAGCCUUUAAAGCAACGUUGUCAGCAGAUGUGUAUCGGAUACAUUCUCUGCCUAAUACCGAACCCCUGGUCCUGUUCAAAGGUGGUGCUGUCAAGAGUUUAGAUGCUGUACUCACAGCCCCUCAGCAAGAAAUUGAAAGUGUUGUUUCAGACGAAGUUAUUAGAUGGAGUGAUGCUUUCUUGGACUUUGGACAUCCUGUUCUUAUAUUUAUUACUGAGCAGGAUGGGAAUUGCUUCAUAUAUGUUCAGCAGUGUAAUCCAUGCAUCCUUCAGAAGUUUAAACUGGAACAAGGUGGCGAGUCAGCCACUCCGCAGAGUUUUGCAGCGUACUUGAAAAACAAAGUUGUCACAUUGCUUUGCUUGUAUUCCAACGGAUGUGUGUAUAAGGUUCUGGUGCCCCUGCAACAGAGUGGCUCUGAAGAAGAGCAAUUUUUACAAAAGUCUCUUCUGAUCAGACUUCUAGUAUCUGGCAGUACUCUAAAAGGCACUUCAAUUGCUAUUCUCGAUAAAGAUCAUAUUGCCACAACAGGAUGUUUGGAUUCCCCAGAUGGCCAUGUUAAAGAUUACUUUUCCAUAUGGAAUAUAAAAUUUCAAACAUUACAGGCUUCAAAGGAAUUGCCACGGGGAACCACUGGACAAUGUUGGUGUCACGGAGACAAACUCUUCAUAAUACAUGGUAACGAAUUAACAGUAAUAUUGUAUAAGUGUGAAACAUCUUCCUUGGCUGCUGCUGUUGGGAAAGUUAAGGAUACACAAACAUCAGAAAUGAAGAUUAUGCCUGCAAAGUGGAACAUGCUUCAAGAAGAUGAUCUAAUAGGUGCACAGCCAGAUCAGCCUGCUGAGGGUGGAUCUAAUAGGCUGUUGAGGUCAAGAAAGAGCAUGGGUGCAAAAACUGAACUGGAGACUCUGACAAUAGAACAGCUGCUUUUAAUUAUCAAGGAUUCUUCUCAGAAUGUAAUUGAAGAAAAGCUGAAGACAUUUUUAUCCAGUACUCAGAUACCAGACUUUCAAGCAUCAGUUGGAUGUGUACUAUCUGCUCUUGUGAAGAGGUGUAAAAGAGAGUCCUCAUUUUACCCUCAGAGUUGCCUGGUGCAAAUUAUGCAGACACAAGGCCUCUCUUACAGUAUGUGCCCAGAUCUAAUGGCAGUUGCCUUGGAGAAAAUAGAUGUACACUUGUUACAACUAUGUCUCCAGCAGUUUCCUGACAUCCCUGAAGCAAUUACCUGUGCUUGCCUGAGGGCUUUUCUGAGCAUUGGUGAUGACCACCUUGAAGAAAUGAAUGUGAAAUUAGAUUAUGUAGCAGGUUGUGUUGAUACUCUGCACAACAACAGAAUGGGAAAGCAAUCUAAAGUUAUACAGAAUGGCUUCACUUCUGAGCUCCUGGAAGAAGACACCUGUGACACACCGUUAACUCAGAAAUCUCACAUGACAUACACAAGAGAAAUAUGCCCCGUUGGACCACAGAAGGCAACAUUGCUAAACACCAUUCUUCGUUCAGCAUACAGUGAGACAUUUCUUUUGCCUCAUCUGAAAGAUCUCUCAGCUGAGCAAGUCAUCUUAUUUCUCCGGUAUCUGCAGUAUCUGUACAUGAAGUGUAAUGAAGAGGCUGCUACAGACCUUCCUAGAAUAUUUUGUCUGUCCAUAAACCAGAUCAUGGACUGGAUAUGCCUCCUCCUAGAUGCUCACUUUACAGUUAUUGUGAUGCUGCCAGAAGCAAGAGAAUUACUUUCUAAGCUGCACAAGUUUGUUAGAGCCCAAGUACGUUUUUACUCAGAACUCAACAAGAUUGAAGGAAGCCUGAAGCAGUUGCAAAGGAUACAGCACCCAAAGGAUGUGGGCUUAUAUUCCAUUGAAGUUCUGAAACUUGUAUGAAUAAGGCACACGUUUCUCAUAAAAUUAUUGUUACGAAUCUACUGUGGACAUUUUUCUCCCUCUUUGCAUUCCGGCUCAUCUGUUCUACCUUGUAAAAACUUAUUGUCACAGAAGUUGCUGGCUGCCCUCAAGCAACGACACAACCAUCUUGUCUUUAAUGCUUUUAUUAUGCAAACUAUUUACUAAGCAAGAGCUUCAGGAAAACAUGUCUACUCAUUGCUAUCAGAUUCUCCCAAUGGCGCUUUUCGGCUCCUCCUCCAGCAGAGUAGUUUGGUGACCCCCAAAUCUCCUCCCCCUGCGUUUGCGAGCCGUUGAUCUCCUCAGUUCCGGGGUGAAUUUGAAGGGACGCUCCUCUGCUGUUUCCCUGCUUGAACUUUCUAUUGGCCCCUCCUUCCUUGCUGAUAUCCCAGGCUGCAGUAAGGGCUCUUGUAUGCUGCCUGAGCCCUGGCCCCUUCCUCUCACUUCCUGCUUCUUAUAUCCUGUCCUUCCGCUGCUGUCCGAGCUGUCGGAGGAGCUGGAUUUGAUGGGGGGGGUGGCUGCUCCCUGUAAGCCCACCCCCUUACACUUAUUAAUACUGAAUUUCUCAUUGGUGAUCUGUACUGAUACCCCUUCAAGGCCGUCUUUUCUAACUUGGUGCCUUACAGAUGUUUUGGACUGGGGUAGAUGGGAUUUGGAGCCUUUGACAUCUGGACGGCACCAGGAAGGCAGAGGCUGCUGUAAGUUACAUUAUGACUGCAACAUCCGACCUGAAUAUCAUUUAUAUAUGUAUAAACCAUAGCUCAGAUCCACUUUAAGAUACACUAAAGACAAGAGGGUGUCAUUAGGAAAGCAACAUGCAUUUCUUAAAAGAGGUCUUAGCUUGUUUACACUUGGUCUUGUAGACUUGUUUGCAAGCUAUCUAACACAGGAAAAGUAAAUUACAACAGCAAAGUUCAGACCUAGUAGUAUAGUUGUAGGUAAAUGGUGUCAGUAGCUUGAAAGUACUGCAUGCAUAAUACAUAAUACAAACAAUACAGUUUAGAGAUAACUCUAGCUCCUAAAAUCUGCUAAAGAAAGUCUUGUAAACCAUGAAGCUUCAUACUUUAGGUAGAGUCUCCCACAAGGAAAACUUAAUUGAAAGAAGUAUUACAAAAAAAGUUUCAGUCCAUGCCUUAAUUGAUCAAGCUUCCAUUCUGAUACAGUGUUCAAUAGGGCAUUCCUAACAAACCAGGAAAGAGCUAUUGGGCUUCUCAGGGGAAAGAUGCUCCUGAAAACAUAAUUUUCAGCUCUGUACACCAGAACUGGUAUUGUGAAUUACUUGGGAACAAAAGUCGCACAAGCUAGUUGUCUAGAUAUGGUGUUAUUUUUCUGCCUGCACGAGGAAAUAGAAGAUGAUACAGAAGCCACAGGCAGCACUAGGUCAAAACAUGCUGUAAUUUUAGUAAAUUAUCAAGUUCCAAUAGUUUGCUGUGUUAAGACAGCAUUGACUUAAGUCUUCUGCAUUCCAUCAACUGGGCCAACCCAACAGGAAUACCAUAUGCCAGUAGACAACCGCUGGUCCUUUUGCUUAUAAACUGCUGCAGAAGCAUUGGAUUGGCUCUGCCAUCUUGCACACACCCAUCCUUUGUCGGUGGCAUUGACAUUGGAAAGCCAGGUGUACCCUGCCUGCAACUUCCUGCUACUCGCUGCUGAUGAAGGUUCUGUGAUGCUCUGUGCCUUUUUAGCAUCUUCAGGCAUCAUGGUGACCAUUUUCUAGGGUUAGGAGAGCUGUAAUGUUCUGUUUAUGAUGUGGUAAAGCUAGUGGCAAUGGUUCGUCGCAGCAAACCUAAGCAACUUAAAAAAUGCAUUUAUUGACAAAUCGGAGUUAAAGUGUGGUGCUACAAAGAAAAACAGAUUCGUGGCCUCUUGUUUACUCAUGAAUUAGUUGCUUCAUAAUUAAAAUUGAAAUUGAAUGAG
This is a messenger RNA of Zootoca vivipara (common lizard), 4171 nucleotides long. RefSeq names its product nucleolar protein 11 (gene NOL11). Gene Ontology annotation, cellular component: nucleolus; nucleus. Gene Ontology annotation, biological process: maturation of SSU-rRNA. The record is from RefSeq and is a predicted model, not a curated record. Gene Ontology annotation, molecular function: protein binding; RNA binding. Lineage: Eukaryota; Metazoa; Chordata; Lepidosauria; Squamata; Lacertidae.